Chironomus riparius is the source of this 879-nucleotide messenger RNA. Lineage: Eukaryota; Metazoa; Arthropoda; Insecta; Diptera; Chironomidae. The record is from the annotation of a GenBank genome assembly.
CCUAGCGUUAAAGUCGUUUGCCUGAAUUAAGGCCAAAAAAUCAUUUUAGACAUUGUGACUGAAAAAAACUUUCUAUAUAAUAAUUAAAAACAUGAAAGUCGAAAUUACGGCACUAGCGUUCGUGCUUCUACAUCGUUUUGCAUUCGCAGAUGUCGACUAUAUGAGUCGCUGUCCAGAAUAUAAUCCCCAAAAUGAAUUAGAUAUCGAGUUGAUAUCUGGAUUAUGGUUUGGAGCAGAACUUAUCACUCAUUAUGAAGGAAGAGGUCAAAUUCAAUCAUUUGACUCGUGCAUUAUAACACAAAUUGAGGAGAUUUUUGAGUGGGGUGAUUAUAAUUAUGAUUAUGAUUCGGAUCCUAGACGAGUAGAUUCAAAUAAGAGGGGCUUUAGAUUUAUAAAGCUUCAAAUGAAUGAAGGCGAUAAGGCUGCAGAAUAUACACUUAAGUUCAUUGGCACCAAGAGAGGUCUCUGGAUUGGAACCGAACCACCAAGAGGCAGCAUAUUAAAGAAGCAUCUCCACCAUAGUCAUUUCACCGGCACAAUUCAGGUCAUGAAAGCAGUGGCUACUCAUCUCGUACUGACUUUCUGCGAGCGAAAUGAACUUUUUACUAUUAUAUUGACCCGAACGAAAAGCAUACCAGUUGAUGACAUUGAUUCAAUUCACAAUCUGCUCCAGCGACGUGGACUAAAUGUUCAAUCUACUAGAGAACUUUGUCGAUUUUCAUCAGCUGUACGACCUACACUGCCGUUUAAAAUUCUCCUCUCGAUGAUUGUUAUGGGAAUUCUUUUGAUCAGAAAUUAAAUUUCUACAUCCGCAUUGUGACGAUUAAGAAUUUUUAGUUUUAUGUUCUUGUCUAUUUUUAAAAAUUUAUUGUACAUUGA